Messenger RNA from Serpula lacrymans var. lacrymans S7.9, 1182 nucleotides. RefSeq lists its product as uncharacterized. The record is from RefSeq and is a predicted model, not a curated record. The transcript is spliced from 14 exons. The coding region runs from base 122 to 979 and encodes 285 amino acids. NCBI's taxonomy places the organism in Eukaryota, Fungi, Basidiomycota, Agaricomycetes, Boletales, Serpulaceae.
AAAUCAGUUGAGCUCGACCAUUUGUCGGGUACCAUCUAGUUGUCGUCCAGAAAUAUCAGGCUGUCUUUACCGACAUAUCUCUCGUUCAACUUGUGUUGACGUUCUCCACGUCACCGUCUACAUGGCGGAAGUCGCCCGGGCAGUAAAUCUAGGUCGUAUUUGUCAUGUCUCAGCUACUAUCCUCACGUUGUAUGAUCACAUGAUCACUCUGGAUCAAGAAGUAGAGCUCAUAUGGCAAAAACGCUGGUCGCUUUUGAAGGUCUUGUUCAUAUGGACCCGGUAUCUUGGUGACCUUGUUCUGAUAUGCGAUACUUGUGUGUUCAUGCUGUCGUCGGUGCCUCCUCAGCUCUGUCUCACGUACGUCGAGUUUCAGUCAUGGGCAAGUACAAUCAUAAUAUGGACAAUGCAAAUAAUCAUGCAGUUCAGAAUAUAUGCAAUGUACCAAUGGUCCAAGAAAAUCAUAUGUUUUGUUGCGGCUUGUUUUAUCAUUGAAGUAGCGUUCAUGUUCGCUGUGAAGAUGGUGUCUGCUCGAUCGGGUGCUUAUCCGGACCUUAGUCCCAUAGAUGGUGUGCAUCCCUGUAUAUACAAAGCACUGCCGGAUUUUCUAUACUCGUCCUGGGUCGCCAUGAUGUCUUAUGAGAGUAUUCUGUUUUCCUUCGCCGUCUGGAUGGGGAUCAAACACGUCAAGGAGAUGCGUGCUCUAAGAUACCUUAGGGGUGGUUCUAUUUUCGAAGUACUCAUCCGGGACAGUUCCUUCUAUUUUAUGCUUACUCUAUCUACCUGCGCGGGCAUGUGGCUGGCGUUACCCGCAGACAUGUUCGAAGUCCCUGAAGGUUUCUCUAUUGCUGUAACCACAAUCAUGGGUUGCAGACUCGUACUGAACUUGCGGGAAGAAUACUAUCGUCCUCUUCGAUCUACUUCGUGGAUCGAUGCGCAGGAGGGAGAGCUGCUGGCAGUAGAGGACUUGCAUUUCCCUUGAUAUAUUUUAUCUCCCGGCGUAGCCACUGGCAGAUGGGAACACACGAUCCUCAAGAGAGCACGAUAGGGCUCAUACGAAUCCAUGAGACCGAUGAUGGUGGUUUCACUCGUCACCAAAUGACCACUAUAUCAUCGUCAUCAUAUUUCUCCUUACUUACAGCUGACCGCUGAAGCGCUGAAGAGUUGGAGACAUGUAUUACAUAC